This is a messenger RNA of Pseudonaja textilis, 3684 nucleotides long. RefSeq lists its product as uncharacterized. The record is from RefSeq and is a predicted model, not a curated record. Gene Ontology annotation, cellular component: Golgi apparatus; centrosome. Gene Ontology annotation, biological process: centrosome cycle; regulation of Golgi organization; positive regulation of microtubule nucleation. NCBI's taxonomy places the organism in Eukaryota, Metazoa, Chordata, Lepidosauria, Squamata, Elapidae. Gene Ontology annotation, molecular function: molecular adaptor activity.
ACCUGUGGCACACAUGCCAUGGGUUCGCCAUCUCGGACCUAUAGUCCCCCCGCUGGUCAGUUCCUUUGGCCCCCAAAGUGCUGGGAUGGAGAGAAAGUUCAUUUGGGGAGAGGAGAGUUGAGACCAUUUGUUUCGUUCCUGGAAAGGACCCUCUCCGUCUUUUGAGCCUCGCUUGGCAGAGCCAUCGCCCUUUGCAGGCUUCCCACGACCCAAAGGUUUUUCCGCAGCGGGUCGGGGCGUUAAAAAACAGGCCCCGGGUGACUUUUGCAACGGCUGCAGCCAGCCAGCGUCAACAAGGCAGGGUGGGGGCCGAGGGCGCGACGUGGCAGGAACCGGCCCGUCUUCAGGUGAGCAAAGGCUCUUUAUAUAAUCCUCGCCUCUUCCAGAUCUGCCGCCGAAGCUCCCUCUGGCGGCGCGCCCGUGGAACUGCUACUCGGGGCGCCCCGAUUGCCAGACUCCCGACGGAAAAGUGGGGGGGGGGGGUUGUGGCCAGAUCCGGCUUGCAAAACUCCGGACCGCCUCUAGAUGGCAGCAAGACCUUGCAAGUGAACUCAUCUGGGGCUCCUUGGAAAGGAGGCGGCUCGCUGCUCCGCCUCUGGGCUCCGUGCGGGAUUCAAGGAGAACCACAUGCCCGGAUCUGAAGGGUGGCUGGGAAAAUCGUUCGUUCGGAGCACGGAGCGAGCGUUCUCACGAUCCGCGAAGGAGCGCAAACAGACAGCCCCGAGGCGCAAAGGCAAGCGGGCGAGGGCCGGGGUGGAGUGGAGUGGGGACGCCUUUUAACCGGGACGAGCCUCGCAGGCAAAGAAGAAUCCGAGCGGCGGAUCCGCGGAAAAGCGGGGCUCGAUCUUGCAAGGGAUCCGCUGGGGAUCCAAGAUCCCAGGAACUUGGCGUCUUAGGUAGUUAGGAUUUUCUGUCCCGAAGUUUCUUCAAAACCCGGAAGUGAGGCUUCACAGGGCGACUGUGCUUUUCGACGCGCGAGAGGGUUAAGCGGGACAAGCCGGGAAUCCCUUCCGACCACUCGGAUCCUCUCGCCGAGGGCGGGGGUGGAGCGAUCCCGUUAAAGGGAUCGCUUUCGGAGACAGUCCGGGGCCCCGUCGCGUGCAAACGUCAGUCAGGUGCAGCUCAAUACAGCAAGGAAAGGCUUAUUUCCCUCUCCCUCCCGGGUGUGGAUUGUUCUUACCUGUUGCAAUGGCAGCGGAAGAAGCACGGGUGGGUGUGCGCGCGGGUGUUUGAAGGUGCGUCUCCAAAAACUGGAGUUGACUCGGGUGCAGCUCUCGCUAUAUAGCAAGAGGAGUUUUCCCGGGUGUAGAUUGUUCUACCUGUUGCAACGGCAGAGGAAAGCCCGGGUGGUGUUAUGCGCGUGUAUUUUUAAGCGCUUCUGAAUUCAUGGAGAGCCCUAACAAUUUCUGCCGUCUUUGUGGCACUGUGCUGCGUGGGAAUCAACGGCGGUGGCUUUUCAGCCGGAGCAGUAAUGGCGCGCGCCCCGACCUGCUGGUGAUACUGUCCUAUGUCCUCGACCGAGAGCUUCCCCGGCGUGGAGAUGGGUGCGGAGAAUUCCUGUGUGGGAAAUGCGCCCAGGCCUUGGGGCGGGUGUACCAUUUCGACACGGUCAUCGCCCGGAUUCAAGCUCUCUCCAUUGACCGCCUCCAGCGCCUGCUUUCGGAGAAGGACCAGUUGGCCCGCUCGCUGCGCCACAUCUACACGCGGCGGUUUCCAGAUAGUGGGGCCUCCGUGUCCUAUGCGGGCCAAGAGAUCUCAGCCAGCAUAGCGGAUUUGCCCCAAGUGCAGUACCAGCGCCUCCUUCAGGAUGAUAUGGCCCUCUCUGAAUAUGAGUGCUGGGCUGACAGCCCUGACAGCAGCCGUCCGGGCACCCCGUGUCGGAACCGCCAAUGUCGCAGCUGCCACGGGCUGAGGGUGGAUGACAACAAUUAUGAGUGGGUGUGCCGGACACCAAGGCGACUGGGAACCUGGUCCCCCAUCUUCUCCCUCUGCCGGGACAAGUCACAAAGCAUGCCCACCGUGUGCUGCGCGGGCUCCCAGGCCUCUCUGCGGUCCCAGAGCUUGGGGGACGUCGAGUCGUGUUCCAUGCUGUCGUUGGACACUUUGCCAGAAUCAGAACUUGCCUGGGAGGCGCUGAAAAACCUGAAGGACAUUAGAAGGAAGCGGCUGAAGGUCCCGUUGGGCAGUAAGAUCCCUGUCCUGGUGGACAACUGGCGGGGGGCCACUCCCCAGAGAGAGAGCCCCGUGGGAGAAGAAUCCUAUGUGGACCUGAUGGAUGAGUUUCUGCCUCUUGAGCCAAAGCUCCAGGUUCAGCGGUCUCUGCACCAGGACCUCCAAAGAUCUUUUGAUAAUUUGAAGGAACUUCUUGAAACAGCCAAGGGAGAGCUGAAGAGCUUCCAGGAGAAGCAAGGAGGGGCACCUAACCAGGUAGAAUCCGAGGCUGGUUUUCCACCUGAGAAGGCCAUGAAUCACCAGGAACAGCUGAUCCAUCAACUGACCAGGUGUCUGCAAAGCAAGGAGGAGGUGUUACAGGACUGUUUGGUCAUCUUGCUGUCACUCGGAUCGCCUGGGGUGAACCCCCCGCAAUUGGAAACCCUGAUCAAGGAGAUGGCCCUGCGUCUGAAAGAUAGAGACCAAGCAUUAGAGAAGACUCAGUCCAGCCAUUUCUUGGCCCUGGAGUCUGUGCACCGUCAGUUAAGACACCUUCAGGAAGCACUGAAAGAUAAAGAUGCUGACUUGGCACGACUCAGCACCAGCCUCCGUACGGAAGAGGAGACCAUGCAUGCUCUGAGGGAGCUUUUGAACCAGAAAGAGCGGGAAAUCCAUCGCCUGGAGUCCCUCUGUGCCUCAACUCAGGAGUUCUGGCAACUGCAGGGCCAAACCUUGGUCUUCGCUUUGAAAGAGAAGGAAACCUUAAUUAAAGCACUCCAGGAAGCUUUGACCAGUAGCACCAAGGAUGUGGAGGCUCUUGCAAAUUCCCUCAGCAGCUCCGACUUGGCUCCAGCGUUUCUCCAACAGAUCCAGGAGAAGGAAGACUUGCUGGCCCAGUCCUUGGCUGAGCAGACACGGCUCCAGGCCGAGUGGCAAAGGCAGCUGCAGGUGGUAGAAGAGGCAGCCAGUGCCCGAGAACACAAACUCCAGGAGCAGUUAUGUCAACAAUCUCAGGAUGCCAAAGAGCGAGGCCAAGAAAUCGCACAACUCCGCAGGCAGCUGGCCCAGGCUGAAGCCAAACUAAGCCAAGGAGCUGUUCUCCUAGAGGAACACUGCACAAAAUUGGCUGAACUCCAAGAGAUGGAGAACCUAAAGGCACAUGCGCUGGAGAAAGCUCUGCGAGAAGGAGAGGAGAAGGACCGGCUCCUUCAACGCUUACAGGCCCACUGGGCUCCGGCAAGAAAGCAUGUUCCAGAUGGACAAAGCCAUCUCCUGCUUCCUCCCAUUUGAACCCGACCUCCAGGAUCCAAAGAAUAAGAGAUGCCAAAGAAUGAGAAGUGGUCAAUGGAUGAAUGGAAAUAAAGGAGCAGCAGCGGGUGAUUGAUCGAAUGGGCUGGUGUUUUGAUUUUUCAUUGCUUGGGGAGGGAAAGUAUGGGUUUGCUAGAUGGGAUUACCUCUCUACCUGUAGUGAGGGGAGAUCUCCUCAGAAGAUUUUGCAAGCUAGAAACUGCUGCUUUUAGGAAUUCACUGCCU